ACAUACAUGCUUGUGUAUGUAUAUAUAUAGAUAUAUAACCAUCACAAAUAUUUUGAUAAAUCUCUUUUUUUGUACUGUAUAGUGAAGAGUGAAAUCAAAAAAGUUUUUGUUUUCUCUCUCUAGUUUCUCUCUCUAAAAAGCUUUCUACUUGGCAUUUUUCAAAAACUAUGCCGUGAUCACACUGUUGCUGGGUUAAAAACCCUAAUUGAGUCCCCAAUUAGGGUUUUUGAAAGCCAAAAGCAGCACAUUUAUGUCCAUGGCAGUGGCCAUUGAAGACUAGAUUAGCAUUUUCACAAAUUUGUUUCUAUUUUUGAUGUAAUAUAUACUAUGAGAUUGUUGGUGUUGAGAGUGAGUUGUGAGUGUUUGUGCAAUGGGUGUGGCAAAAGCUUGGAGGCUUAGCGGUGGUAUGUUGAGUAAUUUGGCAGUGGUGAAUCAGCAGAAGAAGCAGCAUUUCUGGUGGAGAUUGAGGGUGUCUUGGUCAGUGGUGUGUGGGUUUAUGCUAUUUGGGUUGGGUUUGAUUUCUCUCUUCACUGGGCACGUGGCUUCUGAUCUGGAGUGGUAUUCGCAUAGGCUGGUGAAGAGGAAAUUGUACUAUAAACUGGCUGGGGGCAGUCGUGCACCAAUUGAUAUUUGGAAAUCAAAAUUUUCAAAAUUUUACUAUGAAUGCAAUGAAAGAGGGCCUCAUUUUGCUCCUGUGAUACGUGAGCAAUUUUCAAAUGGCUAUUUACUUAUUGCAACAAGUGGAGGGCUGAACCAACAAAGAACAGGAAUUACUGAUGCUGUAGUUGUUGCACGGAUUCUCAAUGCCACUUUAGUUGUUCCUCAAUUGGAUCAUCAUUCAUUCUGGAAGGACGAUAGUGACUUUCCCAACAUUUUCGAUGUUAAUUGGUUCAUCUCAACCCUUACAAAGGAUGUAACCAUUGUUAAAAGAGUCCCAGAUAAAGUCAUGAGAUCCAUGGAAAAGCCACCAUAUUCUAUGCGCGUCCCAAGGAAAUCAGAACCUGAAUAUUAUCUAGAUCAAGUACUGCCAAUACUCCUCAGGAGGCGUGUUGUGCAGUUGACAAAAUUUGAUUACAGACUUGCUAAUAACCUCGAUGAAGAGCUGCAGAAGUUGCGUUGCCGGGUCAAUUAUCAUGCUUUAAGGUUUACAAAACCUAUUAGGGAUCUUGGUCAAAAGCUUGUGUCAAGAAUGCGGAAGAUGACGAAUCGUUUCAUCGCAAUUCACUUGAGGUUUGAACCUGAUAUGCUAGCAUUUUCUGGAUGUUACUAUGGUGGGGGUGAUAAAGAGAGAUACGAGCUUGGUGAAAUAAGGAAACGAUGGACAACAUUACCUGAUUUAAGCCCUGAUGGAGAGAGAAAGCGUGGGAAGUGCCCAUUUACUCCUCAUGAAGUAGGUCUGAUGCUCCGGGCUCUGGGUUUUAGUAAUGACACGUACCUUUAUGUUGCAUCUGGUGAAAUAUAUGGUGGAGAAGAGACUCUACGGCCUCUCCGAGAGCUCUUUCCAAACUUCUACACAAAGGAGAUGCUUGCCGGUGAAGAACUAAAACCUUUUCUUCCGUUCUCUUCUCGUCUAGCUGCAAUCGACUACAUGGUGUGUGAUGAGAGUGACGUCUUUGUCACUAAUAACAAUGGAAACAUGGCCAAGAUUCUAGCAGGUCGAAGGAGGUACAUGGGUCAUAAGAGGACCAUCAGACCAAAUGCAAAAAAGCUUAGUUCUUUGUUCAUGGCACGAGACAAAAUGGAUUGGGAUACAUUUGCUAGAAAGGUCAAGUCAUGCCAGAGAGGGUUCAUGGGAGAACCAGAGGAAGUGAGACCUGGACGAGACGAGUUCAUUGAGUAUCCAUCCUCUUGCAUCUGCCAGAAACCGUUCAAAUACUCAAAUGAUAGUGACGGAAAUCAGACCUCAAAAGAAGGGGCAAUUGUCUCUGAAACAAAUUUUGCACGUAGGUCAUACAACGGGGAUGAUCAAGGGGUGAAGAGCUUGCAGAAACCGAACAAGACAAUCAUCAUGAGAAAAGGACCGGUAUCUUUAGCAGGAGACAACUGUCAAUGAAGAUUUUAUACCAGGCUAGACAUAAAGCAGCCCAAAAUGGUGUAUGACCCAAUUGUCUUCAUCUAUCGGAGCUAACAUGGCGCUGACGCUGAAUCAUCCACUUCUCUCGGGUGGUAUCUGGUUUGUAUGUUUGUUAACCCAAAAUUUGCACAGCCAACGGGAUGCUGCCACAUGUAAUACCUAAAUUUGAAUACCAGGAAAUAGACUUUGUACAGGAAUCAAUCUGUUGGGACGUUGUGAUGAGUUUUGCAAGUGUUCAUAAAUGUAUUUUUGUGAGGUUUUACAUAGUGGGCAUGUAUUGCCCACUGCUUCUUAACAAGAUUUCAGCUUAUUUUGUUUCCUGUCUUCUUUAUUUCAGAAAAAUUACACUUUGUACCAAAUCUCACUUUGGUCUCGACACACGAAAUCAUGAUAAUCAACCUCUUAUACUUUUGGUCAAA
Camellia sinensis is the source of this 2493-nucleotide messenger RNA. RefSeq names its product O-fucosyltransferase 29. The record is from RefSeq and is a predicted model, not a curated record. NCBI's taxonomy places the organism in Eukaryota, Viridiplantae, Streptophyta, Magnoliopsida, Ericales, Theaceae.